Elgaria multicarinata webbii is the source of this 3224-nucleotide messenger RNA. It is a transcript of the gene PSEN2, whose product is annotated as presenilin 2. The record is from RefSeq and is a predicted model, not a curated record. Gene Ontology annotation, cellular component: dendritic shaft; mitochondrial inner membrane; apical plasma membrane. The transcript has 11 exons. Gene Ontology annotation, biological process: Notch receptor processing; protein processing; amyloid precursor protein catabolic process. Gene Ontology annotation, molecular function: aspartic endopeptidase activity, intramembrane cleaving. Bases 161 to 1558 code for a protein of 465 amino acids. NCBI's taxonomy places the organism in Eukaryota, Metazoa, Chordata, Lepidosauria, Squamata, Anguidae.
GCUGUCGGGGCUUUAACUAGCGGAGGGGUCAGCUGAGCAGCCCCUGGAACUCGUGGCUCUGAGUCGCUGGAGCAGCGGUCGGGGGAGACGGUCGGGGCGCGCGGUGCUCGAGCCAGAGAAAGCUUUGCCCCUUUGCAAGUUUCUCUGGGAAGAAGGAAACAUGAUCACCUUCAUGAAUAAUUCAGACAGCGAAGAGGAACCCUGCAAUGAGAGAACAUCCCUGAUGUCGUCCGGGAGUCCCCUUCUACCUGCCUACCAUGAUGGUGUGCCAGCAUCCGAAACGGCAGAAACUCACACACACAAGAAAAGGCAGACUGGCAGCAGCAGCAGCUCGAACAAAAUUCCUGAUGGAAACGUGUCUGACUCGGAAAGAGCGCUGCCGGGACCCGUUGUCCUGGAUAACGAGGAGGAAGAACUGACCUUAAAAUAUGGAGCGAAGCACGUGAUCAUGCUGUUUGUGCCUGUGACGCUGUGCAUGAUUGUGGUGGUGGCAACCAUAAAAUCGGUGCGUUUCUACACGGAGAAGAAUGGACAGCUGAUUUAUACCCCUUUUAGUGAAGAUACACCCUAUGUGGGCCAGCGUCUCCUGAGCUCUGUGUUGAACACCAUCAUCAUGAUCAGUGUCAUAGUAGUGAUGACAAUCUUCUUGGUUUUGUUAUACAAAUACCGUUGCUACAAGUUCAUUCACGGCUGGCUGAUUCUCUCGUCUCUGAUGCUGCUGUUCCUCUUCACCUACAUCUAUCUUGGUGAAGUGCUCAAGACCUACAAUGUGGCCAUGGACUACCCGACCCUCUUCUUCGUCAUUUGGAAUUUUGGAGCAGUCGGGAUGAUUUGCAUCCACUGGAAGGGGCCCUUGCAGCUCCAGCAAGCCUAUCUCAUCAUGAUCAGUGCCUUGAUGGCUUUGGUCUUCAUUAAAUACCUGCCCGAGUGGUCUGCCUGGGUCAUUCUGGGAGCCAUAUCGAUUUAUGACUUGAUGGCUGUUUUGUGCCCCAAGGGACCUCUCAGAAUGUUGGUGGAAACGGCGCAAGAGAGAAAUGAGCCAAUAUUCCCUGCCCUCAUUUAUUCCUCUGCGAUGAUGUGGACUGUAGGAAUGGCAAAACCAGACAAUGCACGAAGAGGGUCUUCUCAAGAGAUAUGGGAUCCAGCUGAAGGGGCCGAGAACCAUGAUAGCUCUUCAUACACUGAGACUGAAGUUCCUGAGAUGGGGGAGUCAACAAUGAAUUACAUUGGCCAACAACUUAGGCAAAUGGCCCCCAGCGUAGUUGAACUGGAGGAGGAAGAAAGAGGUGUCAAGUUAGGGCUUGGAGACUUCAUAUUCUACAGUGUGCUUGUGGGCAAAGCAGCUGCCACUGCUAGUGGCGACUGGAAUACCACUCUGGCUUGUUUCGUAGCCAUCCUCAUAGGCCUGUGUUUAACUCUUUUAUUGCUGGCCGUGUUCAAGAAAGCCUUGCCUGCCCUUCCCAUCUCCAUCACCUUUGGCUUGAUCUUCUACUUCUCCACGGAUUACCUUGUGCAACCUUUCAUGGACACCCUGGCAGCUCAUCAGCUCUAUAUUUAAAAAUGAGUAUGGCCCUCCUUUGAGAGCCGCAACAGUAAAGCAGGACGAUUUCCGACAGGAUAAAAUUCUACGGUUUUCACACUUAGUGCCAUUAUGUUUUGAGACCCUUUCAAACAAAUAUGCGAGUCUCCCCUGAGAUUUAACAGCUGGGUCUUGUAACUGCUGAAGUUAAAAUCUGACCUGGAGCAGGAACUAUGCAGAUCGAUGCAAUAGGUGUUUACCUGGAAUUGAACCCUUGCUCCCUGACUGAGUUCAGUGGAUCUUGUUCCCAAUGAAGUGUGCACAGGAUUGCUGCUCUGAUGACCUUGAGAUACCUCGCUGGCCUCUUUAGUUUUUGAUUAGCACGUUCACCUCUUCCACUGUACUGAAAGUAUAUUGCUUAUUUUAGCCCCUCGGCAAGAUGAAGAAACCCUCUCUUGGGAUGUGAGUUGUUGAUAAAGGAGGUUUCCGCUUUACACUAUGGCUUGGGAUCAUAAUGAAGAAUAAUAAUCCUAGAACAGUAAGAGUGCCAUGCGCAUUGAAAUAAAAUGCUGGGGAAUCUCUUCUUUAAAAGAGGGAGAUCAAAAGAGAAGACCAAAGUGCAGGAGUGCUUCAAUUUUGCCAGGAAAGCCAGGCAGAGGGAUGGAACAGCUGUUUGAACUUCCUCCAGUGGGUAUCACAGCAAAAAUUGCAGGAAGCAAAAUGCAAAACGCACAGUAUUAUUUUGCAGGGCUUUUGCAUGUCCUUUCCUUUUGUCAGGUGAGCUACCUCGGGAAUUGGUGCUGGUUAUGGGUAAAAUCCAAUUUAAGUCCUACUUAGAGUAGACCCAUUGAAAUGAAAAGGACUUAACACCACCCAUUCAUUUCAGUAGGUCUCUAAAUAGGACUUCAGUUGGAUUUUCCCCUGGAGUUGGGUUACCUUCCAGGUAUAAAUACAUCAGAACUUAUAUAUUAUAUGCACACACACAUUCUUAAGCCCAGCUGUUCUUCUGGCAUUGCUCGAGUGAGCAAAGAUCAAAGAAAAGGGAGCAGUAGGGCUUGCGACGGCGUAUUUCCAGAACCUUUAGUGUAGGGACCUACUAAGAGAGGAAAUGUUGUAAAUAACAGAUGGUUACCUCAUUUCCUGGGUCCCUCCCGUUUCCUGGAUUAGCAACCAGUGCAAGAGGUCACUUACAAACAAACUCUUGUAUUGAACUGCUCAGGAAAGGGUUAAGGAGAAGCAAUCAAUUGAGGUCACAGGGAGGGAGCUGCUUUAGCAACUAGCCAGGAUUCCUGCUGGUGGAUCAUGCUAUACUGUCCUAGCACAACUUUUUGUGCUAUCUGGUAGAGCCAGCUCGGUUCUUGCUAGCUAUUAGAACUCUGCAGCCUGGUUCACAGAUACCACUAACCGAUGGUAUUGAUCACUGGAUUCCCACAAUGUGAAAAGGUGGCCAUGCUAACAAGCCAUGGUUUGUUGACCACAAACAACCCAGAAAGAGAACGGGUUGUGAAUUCUGGGUUAUUUAAAUGAUGGGCUGUCAUUACGUGUGAAGCCAGAACUGUGGGUUGUUCAUGGGUUAUUUUGCCAGGCUACAGAGGCGGCAGCCAAGAGUAGUAAAAUAAAAGCCCAAGCUGCUCUGCAUGCCAGUACUGCAGUGCCGCAAAAAGAUUUGGGGUACAGGGAUGGAGCAGGCAAAGGAUGAGGGAAA